This is a messenger RNA of Solanum pennellii, 1992 nucleotides long. RefSeq lists its product as uncharacterized. The record is from RefSeq and is a predicted model, not a curated record. Gene Ontology annotation, biological process: shoot system development; root development. Bases 250 to 1473 code for a protein of 407 amino acids. The transcript has 4 exons. NCBI's taxonomy places the organism in Eukaryota, Viridiplantae, Streptophyta, Magnoliopsida, Solanales, Solanaceae.
UUGGGGCGGCACCAAUAUAACUAUUCUCAAUAUGAAAAUCAGUAUUAGGAGAAAGGGACUAAAGCCUAAUGUAACCUAUUUUAGAGCCAACAAAUAAAACAAUUCUACACUGCCGGCUGUUGGCUGCUACACCAAUAAACAUCACCUACAAUAAUUGAAAACAUUACAAAGAUAUAAGUAGAGGGAAGAAUGAUCUUCUCUAGCAUUCACUUGAUAACUAAGUCUCUAUAGUAAAACAUAGAUAUAGACAUGGCUAAUUCUAGUCAUGUUAGGUCGAUUAGCUUUCCGUCUCGUUCACAGCCAGAGUAUCUAAGAGUUGAGAUUGAGCUAAACAGGCUCAAAACAUGGGAAUCAACAUCAAUUUCUUCAACAACAACCCCUUUUAGUUUAAACACCAUUCAACAAGGCCUUGUAGGUCUAGCAGAGUUGUAUAAUUGUGUUCAAGACCUUCUAGUGUCCCCGGUGAUUCAACAAGCUCUCCUCAUACAUCAAAUGGGACGAUUAGCGGAGGAAGCCCUUGAGGCCUCUGUUCGAUUAAUUGACUCGUGUAGCACGACGAGGGAACUAGUCUUGAUGAUGAAGGAACAAGUGCAAGAUCUUCAAUCAGCAUUGAGGAGAAAAUUAGGAGAUUCAAGCAUACAGAGUGUUUUUAUGUUUAAAAAUAUUCUUUGUUUAAAAAUAGUAAAAAUGACUAAGUUUCGGAAAAUCAAUUACGUCUCUGUAUAUCAGUGUAUACAGUCUGUAUAUCAGCCUGCUUUUCAACUUUCGAAAGUUGAAAGCUCCUUUUCAGCAGUGUAUCUGGAGGGCUAUCAACCCAGAUUUCGAUUUGUUGCUUCAUGUACGCCUGUCAACCUGUAUAUCAGUGUAUACAAUAUGUAUACAGAAGGUUCUAAUGAACCAGUAAUCAAUUUCCAGCAGUGCAUUUCUGCUGUUUUUCAACCUAAUCGUGAAGAAUCAAAAUUGGGUGUCAACAAGAGUUGCUUCAAUGCCUACAUAAGUUUAAGAAAAAAAUUGAAAAAGGAUAUAGCCAAGAGCCUCAAAGUACUAAAACAAAUAGAAAACAAGAUAGAAUCAUUUACUCAAGUUGAUUUAGAUCAAUCUGUAUCUAAGCUAUUUGGAGUACUAAGACAAGUAUCAAUCUUGACCAUCUCAGUCCAAAGUUCACAACUUUAUUUCUUGUCUUCGCCAGCUUCAAAGGCGAAGCAAAACGGGUGGUCUUUGCUAUCAAAAAUGCUUUUAACAAAAUCAAUAGCUUAUAAGGGAGAUGAAAAGACAAUCAAUGAGGUUGAAUGUGUUGAUCUUGCUCUCUGUUCUUACCUUCACAACAACGAUUAUAAAGUUGAUGUAUCGAUGAUUCAGAGAAAAUUGCAGAUAUUAAAUACAGGUCUUCAAGCUAUUGAGGCUGGCACAGAGUGCUUGUCAAGGCUAUUAAUCAGAAACAGAGUCUGCCUUCUCAACAUCCUUACUCCUUAGAAGAUAUUGUACAUUAGUAUUAAUAUUUAAGAAUUAAGGCAUACAUUUUUAUAAGCAUAUGCCUAUAUAUUCUUGAUCAUCAAUUUUUGUAAUAUUUGGAAGUGAAAUAUGCAAAACCAAAGUUCAAUCAUUCCUCUUUGCUAGUUUGUUAAUUUUGCAUUUCGAUUAAUAUUUUACUAUAUGACAGAUCCAAAAGAUAAUGAGACCCAUUCUUGUUGAAUUUUUUUUUUUCAUUACUACAAGGCUAAUUUUUGUUAACUGCUUCCCAAUAUUGAGGCCUAGAAAUGUGUCUUACCCUUCAACCAAGGUUAACAAGUGUCGAGCAUUGAAUGGAUUUCAAGAUCUAUAAAUACCAAAGUUUUACUAAAACAAAACAUCAACAAGCAAUUCAUAAUUUCUUCGACAAAUAGUUUGAUUUCUCACUCUGUAACACUACUUUCUCAAUUUCUAUUCCAAAACUCAUGGAUAACUCCCAGAACUUGAGCUACCAAGCUGGCCAAGCUAAGGGCCAAGCUCAGG